Messenger RNA from Abrus precatorius (Indian licorice), 1450 nucleotides. Its product is annotated as soyasaponin III rhamnosyltransferase-like. NCBI's taxonomy places the organism in Eukaryota, Viridiplantae, Streptophyta, Magnoliopsida, Fabales, Fabaceae. The transcript has a single exon. Gene Ontology annotation, molecular function: UDP-glycosyltransferase activity. The record is from RefSeq and is a predicted model, not a curated record. Bases 1 to 1440 code for a protein of 479 amino acids.
AUGGUUUCGGGUGGUCCAGUUUCGAUUAAUGACAAUUUCAAUGGCAAACUGGAGAAGCCUCUUCAUGUUGCCAUGCUUCCAUGGCUGGCCAUGGGUCACAUAUACCCCUAUUUUGAGGUGGCAAAGAUUCUUGCUCAAAAGGGUCACUUUGUUACCUUCAUAAACAGUCCAAAAAACAUUGAUCGCAUGCCCAAAGCACCACAAAGCUUAGAACCCUUCAUUAAAUUGGUGAGGUUGCCCUUGCCACAAAUAGAGAAUCUUCCAGAAGGGGCAGAGAGCACCAUGGACAUACCCUCCAACUUUGAUUGUUACCUUCGCAUGGCUUAUGAUGGCCUCCAAGAUGGUGUAACAGAGUUGCUCAAAUCUUCAAAGCCUGAUUGGGUUUUCUACGAUUAUGCAGCUUCAUGGUUACCAGCAAUUGCUAAGAGCCUCAACAUCCCAUGUGCUCAUUACAACAUUACCCCAGCUUGGAACAAAUGCUUCUUUAAUCCUCCCAAGGAUCGACUCACGUCAAAUUUCAAACUUGAAGAUAUAUGUGGCCCUCCAGCGUGGGUUCCUUUUAACACAACCAUUCAUCUCAAGCCUUAUGAGAUCAUGAAAACAUUUUCGAGUAUGACGGAUGGGAAAACCACAAAAAUUGCUCAAGUUGAUCUCAACAAAGCAUAUUCAAGCUGUGACAUGUUUCUUCUCAGAACAUCCAGAGAACUUGAAGGAGAAUGGUUGGAUUAUCUUGCUGAGACCUACAAGAUGCCUGUGGUUCCAGUGGGGGUGCUUCCACCUUCAACGCAAAUAAGAGAUGUUGAAGAAGAAGACAAAAGCCCUGAUUGGGUACAAAUCAAGGCCUGGUUGGACACACGAGAGUCCUCAUCCGUGGUGUACAUUGGAUUUGGGAGCGAGUUGAAGCUGAGUCAGCAAGACCUCACUGAGUUGGCUCAUGGGAUUGAGCUUUCUGGGUUGCCUUUCUUUUGGGCUUUGAAGAACCUGAAAGAGGGAACACUCGAGUUGCCAGAAGGGUUUGAAGAGAGAACCAAGGAUCGUGGGAUUGUUUGGAAGACUUGGGCACCCCAGCUUAAGAUCUUAGCUCAUGGGGCUAUUGGGGGGUGCAUGAGUCACUGUGGUUCUGGUUCUGUCAUUGAGAAGCUUCAUUUUGGUCACGUGCUUGUUACACUGCCCUAUUUGCUAGACCAAGCUCUGUUCUCAAGAGCACUAGAAGAAAGGAAAGUGGGUAUUGAGGUACCAAGGAAUGAGAAAGAUGGUUCCUUCACUAGGGACUCUGUGGCCAAGACAUUGAAGUUAGCAAUAGUGGAUGAGGAGGGAAGUACCUUGCGCAAGAAUGCCAAAGAGAUGGGGAGGAUUUUUAGCUCCGAAGAACUUCAUAAUCAGUACAUUGAAGAUUUCAUUGCUGCUCUUCAAAAGUAUAGGAAUCUUUCCAGCAUCUAAGCACGUUUUA